AUGGGGGCCCCGCUCGCGGUGGCGCUGGGCGCCCUUCACUACCUGGCACUUUUCCUGCAACUCGGUGGCGCCACACGAGCCGCCGGCCGCGCGCCCUGGGACAACCACGUCUCCGGCCACGCCCUGUUUACAGAGACACCCCAUGACAUGACGGCGCGGACGGGCGAGGACGUGGAGCUGGCCUGCUCGUUUCGUGGCAGCGGCUCCCCCUCCUACUCGCUUGAGAUCCAGUGGUGGUAUGUGCGGAGCCAUCGGGACUGGACCGACAAGCAGGCCUGGGCCUCCAACCAGCUAAAGGCAUCUCAGCAGGAAGACGCAGCACAGGACGCCACCAAGAUAAGUGUGGUCAAGGUCGUGGGCAGCAACAUCUCGCACAAGCUGCGCCUGUCCCGGGUGAAGCCCACGGACGAAGGCACCUACGAGUGUCGGGUCAUCGACUUCAGCGAUGGCAAGGCCCGGCACCACAAGGUCAAGGCAUACCUGCGGGUGCAGCCGGGAGAGAACUCGGUCCUGCACCUGCCCGAAGCCCCUCCAGCCGCGCCUGCCCCACCCCCCCCCAAGCCAGGCAAGGAGCUGAGGAAGCGCUCGGUGGACCAGGAGGCCUGCAGCCUCUAG
Messenger RNA from Lepus europaeus (European hare), 615 nucleotides. It is a transcript of the gene VSTM2L, whose product is annotated as V-set and transmembrane domain containing 2 like. Bases 1 to 615 code for a protein of 204 amino acids. The transcript has 4 exons. NCBI's taxonomy places the organism in Eukaryota, Metazoa, Chordata, Mammalia, Lagomorpha, Leporidae. The record is from RefSeq and is a predicted model, not a curated record.